Messenger RNA from Liolophura sinensis, 1802 nucleotides. Its product is annotated as leucine-rich repeat-containing protein 15-like. Lineage: Eukaryota; Metazoa; Mollusca; Polyplacophora; Chitonida; Chitonidae. Bases 333 to 1802 code for a protein of 489 amino acids. The record is from RefSeq and is a predicted model, not a curated record. The transcript has a single exon. Gene Ontology annotation, molecular function: protein binding.
GGUGGAUUGGAAUAUAACUACAUGUCUAGCACGACUACGUACAAGGAAGUCAGAAACACAGACUAGACUGAAUUCAGCUCCCCCCAAACCUGUGCGCUGAUUCGUAAAUACAUCUUAAUUCAACUCUCAAGUAGGUAAACAGAAAACUUUAUAACAAAAUGUCCCGCACUUUGUUUAUUUAGCCAUGUCUUUAUGUGCGGUUUUAGAGCGGUUCUCGAGACUUCGCCCACGUCAUAUCACCACUUAUACAGAAGAGUUUCUCAAAUAUUAUCCUUAUCCGAGCUACCUGUAGGUCGCAGUCGCACGCAGGACGACUCCGCCACCAGUACACGAUGGGCGGACUUCACUACGGACUGCUGGUCACCCUCGUCUCGCUGGUUGUCUUACUGGAGGAGGGCCACGGUCAGUGUCCAGUUGACCCACGUUGCACGUGUCAACCCAGAAACAAUUCCGACAUAACCUGUAAUAACGUUUUCACCGGAGAACUACCAACACUUUUGCCCCCAGAUGAUGUGUAUUUUCGAUCCUUAACAAUAUACGGAUAUGGAAUUAAUUCCAUUGCAAAAGGUGCAUUCAAGAAGUUGCCAGUAACCAGACUGACAUUGUCAAGAAUACAGAUAUCUGAGUUGGAGUGCCAGGUUUUUGCCGGACUAGAAAACUCAUUAACCCAGUUGACAGUUUCUUAUUUGAGACUUACUUCCAUCCCCAUUUGUGCGAUCAGAAAUCUGAAGAAACUGACGUCAUUUACGUUGAGUGGAAGCAGAAUACCUACAAUUCGUCCAGAAGACUUUUCAAACAUCACCUUGCUGGAAAGUCUUCAGCUCACAAGUAACUACAUUGAGAAGAUCGAGCCCGGGGCAUUCCGUGCACUUGUCCAUCUUACCGAUUUAAAUCUUUAUGCCAACAAGAUUGCAGGGCUAGACGAUUUUUCUUUCAGAGGUCUUACUUCUUUGAAAACGCUAUCAUUACAGAAUAAUGCGAUUUCCAGUCUGCCUGUAAGAUUAUUUGACGAAUUAAUCAAUCUGCAACAACUGUAUGUGGCCUACAAUGACAUCGUGGAGUUAGAGGAAACCCUCUUCUCACGCAAUUCUAAUUUAUCGACCAUUUCUCUAGUAAGAAACCAGCUGUCGAGUCUACCUGAGGAAAUAUUCAAGGGACUGGAUAAACUACAGACUUUGGUAGCUAGCUAUAACCGUCUGUCGGAUUUACCCCUGAAGCUGUUUGAAGGAUGUCCCAAUCUGAAUUCUCUAGAUCUCUCAUCAAACAUGCUUACGUAUCUUAAACCCGAAUUACUACGACCACUCACAAAACUUAAGACCAUAAACCUGCGAAACAACAGAAUCUCUGGCAUCUCUGACAACCUCAUGAAUGUUGUGAUGACUGAUGCCUUUAGCCAGUCAGCCAGCAUCGCUUAUAUUUAUCUGCAAAACAACAGUUUAUCGACGAUUCAACCAGGAGCAUUCAGGAAUUUAAUUUCUCUCAGAAAUUUAGGUUUGAGCCAGAAUAAAUUGACUGCGAUUCCACCGGGAGCUCUAACAAACUCAUCUAGUUUGCAGUAUCUCUAUCUGGAUAAUAACCAGAUACGGGACAUACCUCGAGAUUUCUUUGAACAACUGUCAUCUCGUAUAUAUACUCUGUAUUUGGACAACAAUCACUUGCUCACUUCUUCAAUUGUACCCUUGUUUGAAAGAUUACCAAAGUGGACUGGUCUACGCGCUCUCCGUCUCUCUGACACAAAGUUACCUCCCUUAUCAGCAGAUGUCUUUACUGCUUUCGGAAGGUGUCGACAGAACUCAGCCUGA